This is a messenger RNA of Paramuricea clavata, 626 nucleotides long. NCBI's taxonomy places the organism in Eukaryota, Metazoa, Cnidaria, Anthozoa, Malacalcyonacea, Plexauridae. The record is from the annotation of a GenBank genome assembly.
AUGAGACCCGCUGAUGUAAACAAGUCAAACAAAGACCAAGUAUGGAUUACACUAUACGGUUAUGGAUUAGGAGAACUUCCGUUACCUAAGUUCAGAAUUGAUGAUACUGUCAGAAUAACGAAGUACAAAAAUAUCUUUAGCAAGGGAUAUGAAGCAAACUUUACGGAAGAGAUAUUCAAAAUUGUAAAAGUAUUAAGAGGAGAUCCUAACAUGGAUGAAAUCGAAAGUCACGAUGGAAAACCAAUUAUCGGAAAGUUUUACGAAGAGGAACUAUCUGUCGUGAACAAAAAGGAUGAUGUGUACAGAGUAGAGAAAAUUUUAAAAAGAAGGAAAGGUAUGGUAUUGGUUAAAUGGUUAGGAUACGAUAAUAAACAUAAUUAUUGGAUUCCAGAAAAAAUAUUAAAACUAUAAAAUAAAUGGCUGACAUUGAACUAGACGAAACAAACCGCGUUGACGACCGCGAAGCUGAAGCCGUAGCCGAAGCAGAAGGAGAAGAAGAGACAAGUUUCAAUGACGACAAUAAAAAACAAGAUGAAAGUAUAUUAAUUAUUGAUACAUCUAAUCCAGUGCCGGAAGCUCAAGACCUGACGGUUCCAUACCAAACCCUAGACAGUAUGCUGGAGUAG